AUAAGAACGAAUGUUUACAAAACAAAGGCGGAUGCCAACACCAAUGCCUCAACACAUUGGGAGGAUAUGAGUGCAAGUGCAAUGCCGGUUACUCUCUGUCCAAGGACGGGAAAUCAUGCCAAUUUGGAACGUGGUGCGUAGAGAACUUGGGUUGUGACCAUCACUGUAGCUCUGGAUCUAGUCUUCAAUGCGCUUGUAGAACAGGGUAUACCCUUAUGAGUGACGGAAAACAGUGUCAACAAACGUGUGCUGUUGGAAAUGGAGGUUGUCAGCACAACUGCACAAAUUCUCCAUCUGGACCAGUCUGCAGCUGUGCUCCAAAAUACCUACUGAUGGAAAAUAAUAAGACAUGUAUAGCAUCCUGUGAUGUAAACAACGGCGGGUGCGAUAGGGAGUGUAUAGACACUAGGGAGGGGCCAAAAUGUCAGUGUCCAACGGGCUUCCAUCUGCACCAAGACGGAAAAACAUGUCUAGAUGAAGAUGAAUGUGCCAUCAAUAACGGGGGUUGUAGUCAUAAGUGUUUGAAUACAGAGGGAAGCUUUGAGUGUGUUUGUCCAAAGGGUUUUAAAGUCCAGUAUAAUCAACGGGUUUGCAUCGACAUCAAUGAAUGUGAACUCAAUACAACAUGUGACCAUAACUGUGUGAAUACACCUGGAAGCUUUUACUGUACCUGCAAAGAAGGAUAUCAAAUAUACGGUUUUACACACUGUGCAGAUAAGAAUGAAUGCCUGGAUGAAAAUGGCGGCUGUGAGCACUCUUGUCUGAAUACAGAAGGAAGCUAUCGGUGUUUCUGUGGAACUGGCUAUAAAAUACAUUCUAAUGGAAAGGAUUGCGUAGAGUGGAACAAAUGUUUGCCCUUUGAAACCCCUGCAAAGACAGUGGCCACUUGCAGGCAGUCGGGAGCCGAUCAGUAUUGUUCUCUUCAAUGCCAAGCCAACACUCAUCCGUCCGGUGUUCUGAAAAGUAGUACAUACUACACGUGUGGUGCUAGCACACAAUUCCGAUGGUCUCAUCGUAUUAAAAAUAUAGACCUGCCAUUUUGCUCUGCAAAUACGCAUGCUCCAGCUGUAACUAAAACAAUAAGAUUUGUAUUUGUGGCCGCUAGAUGUCGGGUCAAGAAACGCCUUCGACAAGAAGUCAAACAAAAUAUUACCACUCAACUUAACACAUUAAAGAAAUUCAAAUGCAGAAAUUCGUGCAAAAUAAACUACGUCCAAAUAGACUGCAAGCACAUUCCAAAGAAAUUCCGAAGACUAGCUAGGGACGUCUCUAAAACAGUUAUAGCUGGCAAAAUGGAAUUAGAAGUGGAACCUUUUGCAAUAACUAAAAAAUGUGACAUUCCCUGUACAACUAAAAGGACAGAGAGACGCCUGAAGAAAGCUUAUAAAACACUUAGAAAAAUCAGCAAACAAAGCACAGCUUUUCUUUAG
Molecule: messenger RNA, 1430 nt
Organism: Saccostrea cuccullata (small rock oyster)
Lineage: Eukaryota; Metazoa; Mollusca; Bivalvia; Ostreida; Ostreidae
Product: signal peptide, CUB and EGF-like domain-containing protein 1
Exons: 11
Biological process (GO): signal transduction
Cellular component (GO): cell surface
Molecular function (GO): calcium ion binding
Source: RefSeq, a predicted model, not a curated record